This is a messenger RNA of Medicago truncatula (barrel medic), 1188 nucleotides long. Its product is annotated as probable E3 ubiquitin-protein ligase RHB1A. The coding region runs from base 280 to 906 and encodes 208 amino acids. Gene Ontology annotation, molecular function: ubiquitin-protein transferase activity. Gene Ontology annotation, cellular component: cytosol. The record is from RefSeq and is a predicted model, not a curated record. NCBI's taxonomy places the organism in Eukaryota, Viridiplantae, Streptophyta, Magnoliopsida, Fabales, Fabaceae. The transcript is spliced from 5 exons.
UGAAAGGAAAGGGGUUUGUGUUGUGAAACUGAAAGUGGAAGAAGAAUUUUCAAUAUUUCCGUGCCAUUACACGUAAACCCACCCGCACUUCCAACACCAACUCCAUCUCCAUCGCACACACACUUUCUCUGUUUCUUCUUCUUCUUCACCAUCUAACUUAAUUUCACUUUCAAUCCUCAAUCCCAAGGGCAAAGAAAUUAUAUAUAUGUUUAUGUUUAUGAAGGUGAAAAUAUGCGUGCAAUUCCAAUAGUUAUUAUAGGUUGCUGGAGAUAAGGCACGAUGGGCGGUUGUUGCUGUUGUGCUUCCAAAGAGACUGUAUUGAGCGCUGCACCUGCUUACUAUUAUCAGUACCCAAGAGCAUCAGAGGAGCAUGUUCCACUAUCUUCUCAACCGGGUGCUCCCUCUGGUGGAAGGCUCUUGGUUGAUACUAAUCUAGAUACUUCGAGUCCUGAUACUUAUAGACCACCUCCUGCUCCUCUCCCUUUCAAUUUAACAUCAGGAGCCACUCAGACUGCACCUGUGACUCAAGAGAUUUCCCGUGACAAGAACAACACAUCCUCGCUUUCUACAAAUUCUAAUUCAGUUCAAGAACCAUCUGGAGACAAUCACGGAACCUCACCUAAGUCGGAAGAACCGAAGGAAUCAGAAUGCAAAGGUCAGACUGAUAUAGAACAGGACACAGCAAAGGAUUCUGAAAUUGAACUUUCAAAGUUGGGAGAACCUAUAAAUUUAGUAGAAGAGGAUACAUGCCCGAUAUGUUUAGAAGAAUAUGAUGCUGAAAAUCCAAAACUCACUACUCAAUGUGGCCAUGACUUUCACCUUGCUUGCAUUCUGGAGUGGAUGGAAAGAAGUGAAACUUGCCCUGUUUGUGAUCAGGUUACGGUUUUCAGCACUCCCAUUGAAUAGUACAUAUCAUUGAUAUUAACAAGAGAGCUUAAAUAUACUGUGUGAUAGUUUUUUAGGCCAGGUUACAAAUUUUGUCUUUUACAACUAUUCUGGAAAACUGAGCAUAUGGCUGUUUCGAUUGUUUGGUUUUCUGCAUUUUACUGGGGUUUAUUCCAUUUUCCAUGCAGAUCUAGAGUCUCUUGUGUUGGUUUCAGGAAAUUAAAUGAGUAGAAUUUUCACACUGUAUAGUUUUUCGAUUGCUUAAACUGCUUAAACUGAUAUACAUAAGAUACAUUGCAUAUA